Molecule: messenger RNA, 3816 nt
Organism: Plasmodium knowlesi strain H
Lineage: Eukaryota; Apicomplexa; Aconoidasida; Haemosporida; Plasmodiidae
Product: conserved Plasmodium protein, unknown function
Exons: 4
Coding region: 1-3816 (1271 amino acids)
Source: RefSeq, a predicted model, not a curated record
AUGAGAUGCUGGAAAACAGGGCGGUUUGUGCCAGGCAAACAUUUGACAUAUUGGCCAUCCGUUUUUACAUACCAAGUGAAUAUAAAUGGGAGGGGUGUUGCCUGCCGCCAAUUCAGCGGCAGAAAAAUUGUGGUGUAUGACCACAUAGUUGAUGAGGAAUUCUUAACAAGGAAAGGGAACUCCAUCAAUUCGAUUUUUAACCACAGCUACGUCAAUGAAAAAAUACACGAGAUAAAUUCCCUGUUGAAGGGUUCCCAUGUUAAUUGCGACAAGCAACAUGGAUUCUCCAACGGGGGAGGUAAUCACAACGAACACAUUGAUCAGGUUAUUAAAAAUUUGUACAUAUUAUGUGUGAAGGGCAAAAUAGAUACAUGUGAUGAUCGUGUGAGGUACUAUGUUAAUUUCGUUUGGGGAUAUGUGAAUGAAUACCUGCAAAAUGCCCCCGUGAUUGAAGGGGAGAAAAAAGGAAGGGAAAAAAAAUUCGUGAGCAUUAAGAGUUAUAUGCUCCUUUUAGAUAUCCUUAAAACUCUCAAUAUGAUGGAAGAAUAUAGCAACUUACUAAAACACGUCAGCGGGAAUAUCCACUUUUUUUCUGUAGACGUUGUGAAAAGAAUUGCCUUUAACUACGACAUGAGUGAACGGCACCAUUCGGGAGGAAGUGACCACAUGAGGAGAAAUGUCUUUUCCUUCUUUAAGGAGGUCAUACGUUACAUGUAUGGCUUGAUUCAGUCUGAUAGCGAGCUGUACUACACGCAGAUAGACAACAUUAACACGUGCAUCAAUAUAUGCACACAGUUUUUUUUUAGGAAGAAAUAUUGCCCAGAGAGGAAAACUUACCAUUAUGAUGUAGAUGAAGAUGUCAUUUAUCUGUACAGCAUGAAUUAUAUUUACAUAAAACAUAUAGCCACGCUUGGUGAUAUGUUACGCGCCAAAGGGGGGUCCAUGGAAGAUAACUCUUCCCCACAGAACUCGCAUAACAAGGGGUUGUUGUCCCAGUCCCCCCUGGGUGAUGUAUCUGCAGCGAAAUACGAAUGGGAAGAAGGCAUAUCAGAUAAUUAUUGCAGUCACAUUGGCGACGCACAUGACAAGCUUCCAACUCACACUGAGGAUAUGCUAGGUAGUUGUGCGCAGAUGGAUGAGACUCGUGCGAAUUCUUUCGCCCCCGACAUCGUACGAAGGCAUGCACAGCUCACGGAGGACUUUCAUUUUAAUUUCCACGCAGUUGACACAAUUUACCUACUGUACAACUUCUACACACAUUUACUUUUGAAGAAAAAAAAACAAACAAACAAGGAACUUGUAUUCCUUUUUCUCCCCGACGUACGAGAUAACAUUAAGGACAUCCUGCUCAGCUUCAUUCGCAUACUCAGGAGAGAGAGCAGCCAAAAUAAAGGGUUAACAAAUAAAAAAAUAAUUGCUUCCUUGGAGAGACUGCUAAUAUUGGGAACAGCCUUCGAGAUCCCCUUCUCCUUGAGGCCCUUCGUACUUUAUCACUGCAACGUUUUGCUCUUGAACAAGUUCGACUUAUCUGUUCUGGACAACGUAAAAUUGUUAGCCCUUCUGAGGAGACUCCACCGGGGAAACGCGGCGACGGAAGAAGAAGAAGUGGAAGUGACAAAGGUAUCGCUUCAACGGGGUGACGACAAGUCCUUUGCCCAGCUAGCCAAAAUGGAUAACUCCACCGUGCAGGUGGAAAAAAAAAAAAAAAAAAAAUCUCUCCCUGACCAGCUGCACACACAGAGGGACGAGGCAAAUGUAGGCGAUUCCGCUGGACGCCUGGCGAACAGCCACCUCUUCGUGGAAAACAUGAUAAAGUUAAUUUUUGACAACUUAAAAAAAUGCCUACAUAAUGCAAAGGGGAAUGACCUGUGCAUGUUGAUGCCGGCAGUAUACGAAUACCACAAGUACAUGGAUGAGGAAUUAAAAAAUAUAUUAACCGUUCAGGUGAUUUACAAUAAGGAAAGUAUGAACGCAGCGAACAUGGUGAACAUUUUACGAGUGUUUUGGAAAAUGGAAUAUAAGAAUGAGCUUAUAGACAAGUUUGUAUACAACAACAUGAAGUUUGUAACUAAUGGGAAGGAUAGUAAGUGGAAGGGUAACUCCCCUGUUGCAGAAGGGGACGACACACAAAAUGUGUGCUUUUCGUGUCCCAAGUUAUUUCUCCUGUUUUUUUAUUACAAAGGUAAAAAUGGCUUAUUCACGUACAAGGAUAUUUACUACGUGGAGAAUUACAUUGAGAAUUGCUUUUUUGAGAUGAGCAUCAAGGAUUUUAUUUUCCUUCUGUUGAUUUAUUCCAAAAAUGGAGUAUUUUUUUUGCCCCCAUUGUUGCUUAAAAUUUGUGCCAUUUUUAACAACGGGAAGAAAUACAUAAAUGAAGAUGACCUCCUCUUUGGGUUGUUUUUGCUCGCGAAAAAUUAUCACUCUCUUGCGCGUUCUGCAAAUGAGAGGGGUGCACAGGAUGGCUUCGUGGGUCAGGAACCCCGCAGCAUCAUGGAAAAAAUUAACUUAUUCAGGAAGAGUCAGUACAGCCAACUCCAUAUAGACAAAUUUGUCAACACCAUGAACGAAGUGCUAUUGUACCUGUACGAUGAUAAGCUGAUUAACUGCAAGGCGGACGAAGUGAGACAACUACACGGAGGGGAAACAAAAACUGAUAAUUCGGAAGAUGGAGAGGAACAAACAGAUCGGUUGAUAAAUAACAUGGCUCUACAGAGCGAUCAUUCCUUUCUUCACAUCUCAAAUGAAACGAAAAAUAAUUGGAAAACCAUCUUUAACAAUUUAAAGUAUAACAUGAGAAUGAUGAAAAUUUUUUACCUUUUAUAUUAUCCUGUUUUAAGUGCACCAAAAAAAAAAGAAAACAAAAUUCUGAACACGCAUCACGAAAAGUUCAUCACUUAUCUGUUUUCUCUUUUUAAUCAUAAUUUUAGCAAGAACGAAAAAGACGUAAAGUAUAUCCCCCCCCUUCUACAUUAUUUUAGCUGUUUCGAUGUUUAUUCACCUGUUUAUUUUAAAAUGCAAAUGUCGUACAUAAUGCAAAACUGCGCUCUUGAUUCCUCCCUGUUAAAGUACACACUACUCAGUCACGUUUUUGUUGGAAGAGAAAUGCCCAGAGAAAUAAAAAAUCGUCUGAAAGAAUAUGUUGCAAAGAAUUGUGAGACUUUUCCGCCUUCUCUCCAGGUGCUGUGUCUUAAACAUAGCAAUUAUUUUUUGGAUCUAAGUGGGGACAGGGAAAAAGCAAACCAGGGGGAGGACCAUCUUUUAUUUAACAAAAUGAUGAAUGAUGCACUGUCCAAUUUACCACGUAUGAAGGCCAACAACUACCUCGACAUGUACAUAACUAUGUGCAAAAAUAAAGUUCGCAUAAAGAAGCAUUACAUUGAGCUGUUUAAUCACAUGAAUAGACAUGCAACUCACUAUACCGGUGAGCAACUGAUGCUGAUCCUAUUUUACAUGUACAGGACAGGCUAUAGCAAGCCAAAGAUAAGGAAAAAAAUACGAAAUUUAAUUUUGCAUUAUCACAAGAAGAGGCGAAUUGACUUGGGGGCCUACGUCAAAUAUGUGUUGCCUUUGGAUGAAUUUGGCAUUUUCCAUCUCUUCCCGGUGAAGUUCCAGCAGUGGCUAUACGAUCAGCUGACAGAGGAUGUACGAGCGUGUGUACGGGAACCUCUAACGGGUGAAGCGGUAGAGGAGGUAAUUCGCACAUCCGUGACGAAGGAGAGCGAGGAAUGUGGCGUCGAAUCGAAAAAACCAAAGGAGACGGAUGUAGAGCAGCACGCACCCAUUUAUAUAUUCGAACAGAUGGUGAAGAGUUACUAA